This is a messenger RNA of Leptosomus discolor (cuckoo roller), 1229 nucleotides long. NCBI's taxonomy places the organism in Eukaryota, Metazoa, Chordata, Aves, Leptosomiformes, Leptosomidae. The record is from RefSeq and is a predicted model, not a curated record.
AACUUUCUUAUUUUCAGGCUUUGAAGUAUACAAGCCGUGGCUAUGCAUCACAGCGUACUUUAAAUGAGGUGGUGAUAGCAAGUGCUGUAAGGACACCGAUCGGAUCUUUCCAGGGAUCUCUUUCGUCAUUACCAGCCACUAAACUUGGUUCCAUUGCAAUUAAGGGAGCAAUUGACAGAGCAGGUAUCCCCGCAGAAGAAGUGAAAGAAGUGUACAUGGGUAACGUCUUGCAGGCUGGACAAGGACAGGCUCCAGCGAGACAAGCAGUCUUGGGUGCAGGUCUACCAGUCUGCACUCCUACUACAACUGUCAAUAAAGUCUGUGCUUCGGGAAUGAAAUCGAUCAUGAUGGCAGCGCAAAGCCUGAUGUGUGGGAGUCAGGAUGUCAUGGUCGCUGGCGGAAUGGAGAGCAUGUCUAAUGUUCCCUACACGAUGAGCAGAGGAUCAACGCCUUAUGGAGGAGUGAAGCUGGAAGACCUGAUAGUAAAAGAUGGGCUGACAGAUGUGUAUAACCAUAUCCACAUGGGCAACUGCGCUGAGAAUACCGCGAAGAAGUUUACUAUUUCACGAGAGGAACAAGACACUUACGCCAUAGGCUCUUACACUAAGAGCAAAACAGCCUGGGAUUCAGGACUAUUGAAAAAUGAAAUAGUUCCUGUCACUAUUUCAAAGAAAGGAAAGCCGGAUAUAGAAGUGAAAGAAGAUGAAGAAUACAAACGUGUUGAUUUUAGUAAAGUUCCAAAGCUGAAAGCUGUUUUCCAAAAAGAAAAUGGAACAGUUACAGCCGCGAACGCCAGCACUCUGAACGAUGGAGCGGCUGCUUUGGUGCUGAUGACCACGGAGGCAGCCAAGAGACUGAAGGUCAAACCACUGGCACGGGUAGUAGCUUUUGCCGAUGCCGCUGUUGAUCCUAUUGACUUCCCAAUUGCACCUGCACAUGCUGUUCCCAAGAUUCUAAGUGAGACAGGCCUGAAAAAAGAAGAUAUUGCAAUGUGGGAAAUCAACGAAGCGUUCAGCGUUGUGGUGCUGGCCAACAUUAAAAUGCUGGGCAUUGAUCCACAAAAAGUAAACGUUAAUGGAGGUGCCGUCUCCCUUGGCCAUCCCAUAGGAAUGUCUGGAGCAAGAAUUGUUGUUCACAUGGCCCACGCGUUGAAACAAGGCCAAUACGGCCUCGCAGGAAUUUGCAAUGGAGGUGGCGGCGCGUCUGCACUGCUGAUAGAGAAGCUGUAG